Molecule: messenger RNA, 821 nt
Organism: Telopea speciosissima
Lineage: Eukaryota; Viridiplantae; Streptophyta; Magnoliopsida; Proteales; Proteaceae
Product: guanine nucleotide-binding protein subunit gamma 3
Exons: 5
Coding region: 73-657 (194 amino acids)
Biological process (GO): G protein-coupled receptor signaling pathway
Source: RefSeq, a predicted model, not a curated record
CUCGUCUUCUUUUGUUGCCGGGUUCGAUAGUUUGGUAUUCGUCACUGGCAAAGCUUAUCCGAAAUCCCAUCAAUGGCUGCUCCUUAUGCUUCCUCUGUUCCAUCUCUGCCGUUGCCUUGUCCUAAGUCGCCCCCUCAGUAUCCCGAUUUGUACGGGAAGCGUCGGGAGUUGGUGAAGGUUCAGAUGAUUGAAAGAGAGAUCGGUUUUCUGGAGGAGGAGUUAAAGUCACUAGAAGGUCUUCAACCUGCCUCCAGAUGCUGCAAAGAGGUUGACGAAUUUGUAGGGGCUAACCCAGACCCUUUAAUUCCUGUAGAUGGGAAGAUUCGUAGAUCCCAUCGCCUCUGGAAGUGGCUCUGUGGAAAGAAGUCAUGCUUCAACUUGUCGUGGAUUUGCUGCUACAGUAGUUGCUCACUUCAUCUAGAAUCACUAAGCUGUUGUGCCUGUCGACCAUCUGUAAACUUGCUACGUUGCCACUGUCUCCACUUCUGCCAGUUGAAAAGAAUAUCUUGUGGUAAGUGUUGCUUUCUUCCUAAUCUUUCCUGCCCUGAUUGCUGCUCAUGCAGCAGAUGUACAUGUUCUUGCCCUAAAUGUACAAAUUUUUGUUAUUGUCCCAACUGUACAAAAACCUGGUGUAACCUUUGUUGUCUAUGUUAUUAAGAAUGCUCCUGCACUCAUUCCUAUGUUAUUUCUUGAUGUUAGAAUUUUAUGCAAUGGGAGUACAGGAAGUGCUCUAGUAAAUUAAAUCCAAGGUAUAAUUAUUUAAAUAAAUUGAUGAAGUAAUAAACUAUGAUAUGUUUCUACUGAAAUAUCUUUUUCCCUUU